Molecule: messenger RNA, 1800 nt
Organism: Strongyloides ratti
Lineage: Eukaryota; Metazoa; Nematoda; Chromadorea; Rhabditida; Strongyloididae
Product: Transmembrane protein 209
Exons: 3
Coding region: 1-1800 (599 amino acids)
Cellular component (GO): membrane
Source: RefSeq, a predicted model, not a curated record
AUGCAAGAUUAUGCCAUGGAAGGUUCUUAUUCCCCAUUAACAAAAAGUAAAAUUUCUUUCAAUAAAAAUAAUUUCAAUGAAAAAAUUUUUAAAGAAAAAUGUUUGGGAUUUUUUACUUGGUCUGUAAUGUCAAUGUUCUUUUUUAUUGAAUUUUACUAUUAUGGCUGGUUUACAAAUGAAUGGCUUCCUAGAUUUAUUUUAAAUUGUCCUAGGUUUUUAUACUAUAUUCGUGGAAAUCUUAUUGUUACUUAUGUCAUUCCAUCAACAACUAUUUAUAGUAAUUUUUAUGGAUCUUCUGAAGGUGAAAAUGUCACAAAUGAUGAAAAGAAAAGAGGAAAUAAAUUGUCAGAGUUAUCAGCUAUUGGACUUGUAGAGGAAGAUGAUCAUGAACAAAAUCAUCUAUACAAUAUUGAAAUGAAUUCAGGAUAUGAUAGUGAAUAUAGAAAAAAUGAUAUAUCAAGGAGAGAUAAUUUUCUUGAUAGAAGUCAAGAUUAUGAUACAUCUUUUAAUAAUAUUGGAUUUUCAAAAACUAAUCGUCGUAUUGAUGAUAAAGGUUUUUUGGCUCCAAGACAUUCAUUGUUAACACGUCCAAUUGAAACAAUUUACACAAUGGAUCAGUUAGGGGAAUUUAUAAACGGAGUACCGAAACCAAAAAUUAGUGAGUUGGAUUUUAAUGACAAAUUUUCUGCCGGAUAUCCAACAAGAAAUUUAGGGAUUCAGAAGAAUGGGCUUAAUGGUAUAAAUAAUUUUGUUGCUAUAACUAAUGAUACUAAUGCUGCAAGUAAAAUGUUAUUUCAAUAUCAAAGAGAAAACAAGGAAGAUGGAUAUUCUUCCACACAUGAAGAUUCUUCUACAUCAGCUCUAGGAAAACAAAAGAAAAAAUCUCCCUCUUCAGGUCGUUCAGUAGUGACAACAAUGAAGCUUCUUAGAAAUAGAGGAACUCGAUCAAGUCCAAACAUUUAUGGAUUGGAGGAGACUCUUCAAAUGUAUAAAAUGUCCUAUGGAACCUUGUGUAGAUGUGAGGGAAAAUUACGUGUAUGGAUUAAACAAACUAUUUUGAAACCUUUGCUAGAAAAAAUUGAAUCAGCUAACAAACAAUUGUUAAAAGAUUAUCCUGGACUUCAUUUAAAGGUUGGAGAAAGUAAUCUUGAUACAUUACAAUGUUUUGCUGCAACUAAACCUGAAAUUUUUAAAAAUUCUACACUUAGUUAUGUACUUCCAUUUCUUAAAGUUUGUCAAGAUCAAGAAUAUCUUUUUCAAAGAUUAAAAGAAUUAACUGCUGAUCAUUCAUUAAAGAGUUAUCUUUGGAAAGCUAUUGAAAAAACUUCACCUGGAGAAGUUCUUAGGCUUUUAGUUAACAAUAAAUCAACUGCAACACAAGAAGAAAAUAAAAAUAAAUCAAAUACAUUUUCUCCACCAAAGAUAACUAAUGAUACAGAGAUUCUUCUUCAUAUGUUUUUAACAUAUAUGGAUAGUGUUUUGACGUCAAAUCCUUUUGCUGCCUACAAAGAUGUUGAAAUGCCAUUUACUGCAAUUUAUUUUUUAAGAGCUCCUAACGAGCCUUCUAUAAUUCACAGAGCACAUUCUUCUUUCUAUCUUCAUCUUGAUAAACAAAAUCCAAUUCAUAUGAGAUUAGUUAUAAAUGGUGGAGAAGAAAUAAUGGAUUUAGGUGCAGAUCAAAAUAACUUCUUCCGGACUAUUGUCUUAUUCGUACAACAUUGUUAUCUAUAUAACAACAGAAUGGUAGAUAGGAUCUCAUUAAGUGAUAAAUCUCUUAAUUGGAAAAAUAUCAUUAUGUAA